Messenger RNA from Ixodes scapularis (black-legged tick), 1649 nucleotides. RefSeq lists its product as uncharacterized. The record is from RefSeq and is a predicted model, not a curated record. Lineage: Eukaryota; Metazoa; Arthropoda; Arachnida; Ixodida; Ixodidae. The transcript has 2 exons. The coding region runs from base 1 to 1257 and encodes 418 amino acids.
AUGUUGGUGUACGGGGUUGGAAGUAAUACUCAAAAUGAAGGAGUCGUCGUACAGCAAAUUUUGCGCGUCCCCAGAGACCAAGGAGUGGUUUCAGUGUAUAGUGACAGUAAAUUACUUACCACCUGGGGGUACGCCACCGUGUUAACGAAGAUAACGUACACGCACGACAAAAAGUAUUACGGCUACUUUACGUCCAUGUCUCGCCUGCCCGUCGAGUUUCCCUACCUCUAUAUUACACCGGGCACUUUUAAAUCGCUGCCUCCAGACACCAAAGCCCUUUCUUGCCGCGCAAAAAUAACGCCUCACGGCAUCCGCACUCCCUGGAAAACUGGAUCCACCGUAGUACAGCCGGUCAAUUCAGACAUGUUGGUGUACGGGGUGAGUUCGGUGGGAUUAAACUUGUACCUGGACACGGGCAUGGCCAAGCCGGGCACGGGCACGACAGACAAUCAAAUGGUAACGACGGAACCGAGCGAGUUUCACACAAACGACCAUCGCCUCUUGAUCGAAAAGUACUGGGGCGUAAGCAUGGACAGUAGCGGCACUUUAACAAAAUCCGACACAAUCCCCACGUGCAUGGGGGUACCGCGGCACAACAACUGUUACGACUUUAUUCAUUGUGCCGACUUUGCACCCCGCACCAACAAGUUUAUUAACACUUUCCCCUUCAAAAGUCACGUUGGCACUCCCAUAAUUAAUUACGAUUACACUUUUCAAAACGGCUGGCUGCGUACGUGCGCCCCAAUGUGUGGGGAUUCCAACACGUACAUAGCCGCCCCUUCGACCGUAAUGGGAAAACAACUUUCGACCCUGGACUCUACAAUCAAGGACACCAGCGUGCAAAAUUCCGUAAUAAUGCUACAGCGAGAGGAUUUUGACAGCGAGUACGACAGGCCCAUCGAGCGCGAACACAGCCACCAGGGUUUAAUACACAAUCCCCCCAAUUGCAGCAAGGCGCAGCCAAGCGUGGGCUUUGGAAUUUUGGCAGUAAGCAAAAAAUCGAUCGAUUCUCCGGGCAGCAACGAUAAAUUUCAAGACGUGUCGGCAUUUUUCCAGGUGGACACAGAACUGGUGCUUCACUCGAGCAACGAUACAAUAUCGCCCAUGCAAAAAAUUAAUAGCGCGUGCCACCAACACUUUACCAAAACUAAGGUAAACAAGUAUAUCCCAGCUAACCGACAAACACACUUGGGCCACUACACAUAUCACGAAUCUGCCGGAACUGCCAAGUUACUCUCUGUACCAUUCAAGCCAUAAUAAAGAAACUUUUUAUUGUUUCUUGUACCCACAUCGCCUGCAUAUCUCGUUAUUCGUCAACCAAUUGACUACUCUGUCCCAUUCUUCGUCCAUUGCUCGUACCAUCCGCUGACAGUAAUCAUUUUCGCUUUCAUCUUCUCUCCGAACAAUGACCAGAUGAUCGUAAUUGCCUCGAAGCACCUUGGCACAAAUAUCCCUUUCCUUAAGAUUUUCUUCUUGUGUCUUCUGCGCUUUUACCCUCUCCUUAUGCAUGCGUGCUUCGACUUCCCUCUUUCCAAACUCGACGAGUUUAUCGACGACCAAUCGGAGAAAAUCCUCCUUGAAAUCCAUGGAGCACUCGAUUGCCCUGGACACGGGGGAAUCCUCAAUCUUCAUGUCGUCGUCGUCGUCGU